This is a messenger RNA of Xyrichtys novacula (pearly razorfish), 9533 nucleotides long. NCBI's taxonomy places the organism in Eukaryota, Metazoa, Chordata, Actinopteri, Labriformes, Labridae. The record is from the annotation of a GenBank genome assembly.
AUGACUUCCUAUCAAGAGUUAACGGCCGAAGGGGAGAGUAGCCCUCUGUUCACGGGCUGCUGCCGAGCCAAAGAGGUCAUAAACCUGGACCCGGACUGCAGGACUCAUCCUGAACUCUGCAGCCGUGGCGAGGAGGGGAAAGUUACCUCAGGAUUUAACUCUCGGCAGCCCCACUACUUGACUCUCUCUAACAGUUUGACUCUGUGCUCGUCUUUGGACAGCCCUCCUCCUCCGCUUCCUCCCCCUGGGACUCUCGAUGGUUUCUCGGCACCGGCCUGCCCCCACUCGUCCCGUGUCCCCUGGCGGCGUAGGGCGCAGGGGCAGGGCUCUCCAGGACGCGGAUACUGCGCGUCAAGUAACGAGGAAACGGGACAAAGCGGGUUUGGGUCACCCACAGAGCAAAUACAAAUCUGCUCCCAAAAUGGCCCCGAGAUUCACGUCGACGUGGGGAGUUCUGCUACUUUGGACUGCGACGUAGCUGCCGUGGAUGUAAACAGAAAAACUUUUGAGUGGAUGAGAGUGAAGAGGAGCCAGCACCGGGCGGGUGAGUUUUUGUCACGACACACUGAGCACGAAGGGAGGGAGAAAGCAGCGUUAGACAUGAAUUUAUGCAGGAACAAAUGUCUUUGUGUUUAUUCCAAGCUUGGAGAAACUUUCAUUGAUAGUUUGGAAAGUUUGAUCCAAAGUUUUUUUUCUUAUCGCUGAAAAAAAGAGAAAAAUGCUGACGUUUUUCGCGUCACUGUGCAUUUCCCUCUGUCACUAUCAAACUAAAACAACAAAAACACAAUAUUAAUGCAGAUUUAACCUCCUGAAAUGCAAUGCAGCUGUAUACCUGACGCCAAAUUUGAAUAUGCACAUGCAGACUCAGUUACUUUUCCCUCAACGGUGUCACGUUAAUGCCUGUUUAACAUAUUCGCUCCACCUACUUUCACAAACAGGAUCCAGUCAGUAUAAACACACAAUGAGAGCAAAGUACAGUAAAGGCCUGCUCAGCCACAGUGUAUAUUCAAACCCAGAAAAAAGAUCAAUUAUUUACCCCUGCCCUUCCUAACCAGCAGCCUUUGAAUAAUGCAUCAGACUAGUGGCUGUCCAGCCUCACAGGAAGUUGAGUAAAACUUACUCCUGUAAGCUGGAGUGCUGCCUGAGUAUCGAUUAGUUGUCUGUUUGUAAUGAAAGCCCUUGCCUAUUGAUUUCAGUUUGCAGCACCUUUACAUGUGUCCACCUUUUUAACAUAAUUGCUGUCACAGAUCAUCAUUUCCCUGAGUGAUGAGUUCUGGGCACAGAGCCCACAGAGGAACACAUAUCCCAGGCUUUAAAUAAAAAAAUACAGAUAGCCUCCUAAUGUGAAAAAUGCCUAUCAAUCCUCAAUUUUAUGUGAGUUAUAGUGUCCUAUAUAGAUCCUUCAUUUUGAUCAAUAGUGUCAGUUGACUGACUAGCCACUGUACUUGAGUUUGGUUUCAUAAAUUUUACAUGGAUGAAGAUUUACUACAGAGGUGGUCCAGUCUUUUUUCUCUUUCUCUCUCUCUCCACAGUACAGUGUGUGUCUGUUGUGAGGAAGCUGCUGACCCAAAUGUUCACUAAGCAAAGAUACAGGUUAACCACACGCUGUUUAUGGUCAGAGGAAGGCCCAAGUUCCUCUACAAACAGGAAGCUCCUGCAAACUGCACUGUAGUAUGUAAAUGAUAUCACUAUGGCGCUGCGGCGUAUUUGAUUUGCAGCCCUCACAGAAGUAAAAAUUCCAGCUGUUGACUUGAAGACAUUUGAUUUAUCUCGACAUACUUCAAUGUGAUUUCAGGCAGAAGCACAUGCUGAUAAAAAGGCACUCCAAAAAUCAAAUUAGCGUCAGUGAUGGAGGCUCACACGCCUUGACAAACAUAAUUCUGUAAUAAUGAUGAUGCUCAAUCAGAAACAUUAGCAGGCUUACUAUUAAUUUUUCUUACAUGUAUAAAAAUGAAAACAUACAAUGAAAACAAAAAGAGGCUCUUGAGUUUGGAAUAUUUCAAAGUCAAAUGAUGCAUAAAAACUGACUGAAAAUCUGGAGUUAAUGAGAAGUGAUGUUGACUAAGAUAUUUCACACAAGAGGUGAAACAAUAGAUAAUUAACAUCUUUCAUUUGAAUGGAAUAUUUUAAAAAGAUGCAAAGUAAAUAUCAGAAGUGAAGAUUUUGCUUAAGUAUAUUUAGGUCUUAUAUGAUGCCAAAUGACAGGCAGAUACAAAAAUAACAUCCUCAAAAAUCAGAGAUGUGCACUCAAAUAUUAGAUUUUAGUUAUCCCAAUGAAAAACAGACAUAACACUUCAAAUUUGUUCAAAAAUAUAUAUAUGAGUGGUCUGUUGAUGUUAACAUCUUUAAAACAUGUCAGUGUUUCAUGAAGCAGGAGCACAAAGUGACAAAAACACACUCCCAAACUCAGGCUCAUGGAGAAUGAUGUGCUCUCACACACCUUGAUAACAUUGUUCUCAGUUUUGGAGAAGACGCAGUGAAACACCAUUCAUUUGUCGUAAAUAUUACAAAAAAGUAGCAAACCUGACACCACAAUGAGAGCUUCUCAAUCCCUCUUACAGAAUUUAUAAUAGCAGGUAAACAUUUCUCUGAUGAUGCCACUCUGAGGGAGGUAAAGGUGACGAAUACACCUUUAGCUGAUCUCAGAGUGUGUUUUUAUUCAUAAAACGCAUUAACCUCUCCUCUGAUCUAAAUCUGUGCACUUGAGAAAGCCAUUUGCUCACAGCCGCCCACACACACACACACUCACACACACAGACAUCUCUUUGUAGUACUGCUAGCAUCUCUGUAACCUCUUUCUGCAUCUCUCUGAAGGGGAUCAUCUGUAGGAGUAACUCAUUAGCGCUACUGUGUAACUUGUAAAAGAGUCAUUAGUGAAAGUAUGCUUUCCUCUGGAGCUUCUAUUGGUUUUGGCACCGAACAAAGUCUGGCGUAUUCUUCCUGGUUGAAAGGCCUCCACAGACCUGCAGUAACCUGAUCUCCUGGCUCAGUGUAUAUACUCCCAGUGCGUCAUUCUUCAAUUAUGCUUUGACAGCACCUGAAUUACUGUGGGCUGGAUGCCCAGAUGACUGAGGCAAUGUGUAUCGAUCUAUCCCUUUUCUUCUUCUCCUCUCCUUGGCUUGGGAGGCCCUCUUCCAUUCCCUUUGCUGGCUGGCUAUUUUUAAGCGUGCAAGUCAUUCCUCAAAUAUUUAGUUUGAUUCUUUUAUGCCUUCUAGCUGGCAUCAAUUCUAUUAUCUUUGCAGCCAUUUAUCAGAAUGUGCAUGUGAUUUGCACUCCAGAAAACUGAACUUCAUAAUCACGUACUGCUCCUUUUGUAUCGGUUCUUCUUAUCUGCUGCUGCCCUCUAAUUCUUCCACUCACCCACCUUGACAUUCAUUUCCUUAAAACACAGAUGUCGACAUUUAUCCUAUAAGUGACCUUUCCAUCUGCUAUGCUUUUCCAAGUGGCUAGAGGCCUGUUAACCUUCCUCCCUGUGAAUUGUGGUGGGAGAGAUCGUAGUACACCUGGCACACUGACUCCAUUAUGUUGCAGCGACACAUUUUCUCAGAGGCAAACACUCACUGACAACUUAGCCGCAAUGUCAGCCGUGAAAAAUCGGGAUCUAGCUGCCAUUCCUGUCAUUCACAGCACAUAAGCAGCGCAGACGAUUCUGAUACUUUCUGAAAACCUCAGAGGAAAAACAAUGCAGACGUUUGUCAUUAAUGCAGAGUUUGAAAGGAUUUCUAAACUGUUAGACAGUCAUUGACACAGAAAGGCCUCAAGGCGAAUUAUUAAUGAUUCUGAUGAAGUUAAUGGUCUGCAAAGUUUUUAUGCAUCACAAAGCAUUUCUACGUCUAUACUUUCUGUAUAUCUUGAACAUUUUGACAUCUUUUCUUCUACUUUAUCAUGAACUUGGCCAAAAUAUAAUAUCAAAGCAACACCUUUACAUUAAAAUGCAGAGCUUUCCAAUCUGUGGGGGUCAGUGCAUGGUGUCGAUUCUUAUCUGCAUUAUUUUUCCAGGUUGCACCUUGUGGUGGUGUUGCAUGAGAUUGCGUUAUACCGCACAGGUGUUUUUGUGAUUAUGUCCACCCCGGUAGAUAUUAUUCUAUUCCCCAUGCACCUGUGCUCACAACACCAAAAGAUUUCGCAGAGUCCCAGAGGACUGUGGCAAAAAGGUGAUUCAGUGGCAAAACCCCAUCUUUGAUAUUCAGACAGAAAAAUGGCCUCAUGUGUGGAGACCUUAUAUACACAAGCUGAUUCAGGGGCAGAUGCUACAAUUCAGAUUCUUGGAAAUAAUUUUUAAAAAAAGUUGAGUUCAUCAUUUUUCCACGGUUAAAUACACACAUGAUGCUUUCUAAUCUGCAGGCAGACUAAUAACUAAAUUUAAUUUGAUUUUUGAGGAGAUAGGCAAAAGUUCUAAGAGUGGAUAAGUGUUGUAAAAGGUUAUUUCUCAUUUAUUAAAGAAGUGAGGUCUUUUAUGUUGAGACUUUCUCAUAUAAUUUUAUGGAUAUGUACAUGAAUAGCUUUAUUGUAAAGUAUUUCAUCACAUCGCUCUCUCUGACGCCUUUUUUCAUGUCCUUUUUCCAGUCAGGAUGCACAUGACCUCUGGGUUCGGUGUCGCUAACUCGGGCCUCAGCGCUGUAGAAGCUGUAAACGGAAUCCUCUGCUCGGAUGUCCAUCCUUCUGUGAACGGGACCCCGAGGACCAACUUCAGCACCAGGCAGCUCACCGAGCUGGAAAAGGAGUUCCACUUCAACAAGUACCUGACUCGGGCACGGCGCGUGGAAGUGGCCGGCGCCCUGCAGCUGAGCGAGACGCAGGUCAAAGUUUGGUUCCAGAACAGACGCAUGAAGCAAAAGAAAUUACAGAGAGACGGACUGAUCUCAGAGCCGGGGGUCGUAGCUGCAGUUGCGCACUUUCAGGCGGCGGACACUGCGGACAGCACCCCCUGUCACGGACCGAGCUUUUCUUCAAAACACCUGACGUUGAACUCUUGAGCCUGCAGAUGUUUUGAUUCCAGUUUGCAUCGUGUUCAAUCAGGCUUCACCUUUAUUUGCUUACCCACGAUGGAUGGAUGCUUAUUGCGACAAGCGCCAUGGCAAGUUUCUUCGUGCAAGAACAGGUCAAAACAAUCACUCAUCGUGCCCGGCUUCAGACUGGCGCUCUGAUUUGAAUAUUAAAAUCAAGUUAUUCCAUCGCUCUCCAUAUCUACACAAUGUAAACGCAGAAACAAAAUCAUAUUAAUUGUCCAUAGAGAGUGAGUUGGACUAUUUAUUUAUUUAUUUUGUGCAAUUGAUUUAGGAAGUAUAACUCCAGUGGAAUAUAUUUAUUCUGCAGGGCGUGCGUCCUGGUUUUGUUUAAAAUAACAAAAAGGAAAAAUCGCCUUAUAUUUAGGCUUAUUUAAAGACACACAAAGGACUUUAAACGUGUGAUUUUAUAAUUGUUUUACCAUAUCUCUCUACGAGGUCUUGAUCAGUCCAUAAAUUAAGUUUUAUUUUCUUCUUAUUUUAAUUUUUUAGGAACAGCUUAGACUUCUGUUACAAAUCGCGUGUGCGUAAACUCAACAGAAAAUUCCCAGGCUGAAAAAAAGCAGACUUUUAUUUUCUAUCUUCACGUGUUUUCAUAAUAAUCAGUCCCAGGCAGGAUUAAAAUGACAUAAUUGACUGAUAGAUUUAUUGACGGCUCGUAUUAAACGUAUCGAUCCGUGGUGAUCCAUCCAUUUGGAGGCUCAAAAACGAGGAGCCCUCGCGUGCAUGUGUAACUGCAUGUUAAUGGAAUGUAGAAACGUCACGAUAGGGAGCUGUUGCGUCUUUUAUUACCACGAUACAUGCAUCAGAAAAUGAUCAUUUAGCCUGAAAACUCAUGCGGGAGGGCAGACAAUAAAACGCUGUCUGUGCUGUUUUGCGCAUCAACCAAUAAAUUGCGCGCGUGGCCCCAGCAGCUCGUGGAGCAGAUUCAAAUCUCAGCUCAUAUAAAGUAAAUGAUUGUAAACCCGGCCCUUAAACACUGUUAUGUUCCCGGUCUGCCAGUGCGUCUCUGUCGUGAUGAUGUCUAUUCUAAUAUCUAGAAAUGAUCCGUCAGACACGUUAAUUUUAUGUGGGGAAAUAUUGUUUAGCUUUCAAUUAGCGUGUGUUUGCACUUAUAUUAAUGUUGUUCUAUUUCCUAGAGGGGUAUUAAUGACAACAAAGGAUUUACUACGAAGCAGCUGGGGAUUUAAAAGAUAAAAAGCUACAAACAAAAUGAUUUAAUUAUGUCCCUUUUAAAUCUUUAACAGGUGUCCUCCUGCACAUAAAACACUUUUAAUAAAAUAACAAUUAGACACUUGCUCCUCUGGACAUGCAGGCUGCAGGGGAAAGCUAAUAUAUGCACUUACACCAGAGUUCACCCCUCACCUCUUGACCUUUGUCUUGCCUCAGGACAAGGAUGACCCGGUCAGUGACUCCGAGAGAGAAAGAUGCUUCAUUAUAAUAUGUGUGACCUCCAAAUCUCAGCUUUUUCUCUUCCUUUAUUUCUUUCACCAGUUUGUUCCUUUUCACCAACAACUUCGGAUGCUUUUGUUCUGCUGGCUCUCUAUGUCCACACAAUAUUUCAUCGUGCUGAAUAGAGGGGGCGACCAGGCUAUAUGAUAAUUGUUCAUAUUAUAAUUCCAUACCAGACCUGCAUAAUGUGUUUUUUUCCUGGAGCUAACCUAAUUUUUGCCCUAUCUCUUAUUUUAAUAAGCAAAAAAUAUGCUACUGGCUCACUUUAUAAACUGGAUGAAAGAGUCUCUUCACACAAUCAGGUUUUUGGAAAUAAACUGCAGACCUAUUUUUAAUAGCAAAGUUGAAAAAUUAAAGCUACUGGUGCAUACUUAACUCUUAAUGUGAUUCCAUGUCAGGACCAGCAAAAAUAAAAUUUAGAGCAACUAUCCAUUACAUACACGUUGCUUAUUCAUUUCAUGCAUAUGUGGUCGGAUCAUUUUUUUUUUAAAGUAAGGCAUAAAUCCUUCCAAACAAUAUAUUUUAAGCUACUCUUUUUCAUUAAUAUUUACAAGAGCUUUAAGGAGUAAAGUUGAAAAAACUUGCAGGUCUACAAAAAACUUUUAGACCCUAAAAAAAAAAAAAAAGAGAAAGUUUUUUGUAAUUGAUUAAAAUGACUCACAUGUGAGCAAGACUAAAAACUGUGCUCUGCCCGAUUUAUUUUACAUUUGCAUUUAAACAAAUGACAUCCUAUUAAGGCCGACUCUCUGUAAACAAAAUAGUACAAAGUGGAAUGUUUAACAAAACCAUCGAAUGUGUCCUUCUUUCUAAUGCAAAUCAGAGUGCACAUGUGAAGGUUAUGAGGAUGAGGAGGAGGACAAUGAUGAUGAAAUGUGACGACAAGCCUGGGAGUCUAAAAACGUUUUUCCCCAUGUCCACUGUCCCUCCUGAGGAGUUUGUGAGUUUGGCCUCAUUACAAACUCUUUUAUCAUAUUUUGCAAAUUUGUCCCCCCCUGUUACAAAGCUCCACGGUCGAGGCUGUAUGCUUGCAGCAGAAAUAAAACAAUUCAACACUUAUUUUACUUUAAUGUAUACUGUGUUAUAGAUUGGCUUAGAAAUACACACCGAUUUAAAAUAGUAGCAGGAAAUUGUGCAGAAAUAAACAGCUACACGUAAAUUAUAGGGAGAGGGUGAAGGUGAGAGAAGAGUUGAUUUAUACAGGGUGAACUAUCACUUUAAUUUCAUCCCGUGGCAGCUUCAGCAUUUGCCUCUCAAUUGAUGGAAGGCAAAACCGCAUUGUUUGUUCAGACCUGACAUUUAGUUCCAAAGCGUCUGAGUGUGACUCCACUCUGAUGAAUUUGUGCUCUUCUGUAAUUUCUUCCUGAAGAUGUACGGUUUGUUCGCAAGACUGACAGCUGUGCUCUGCCCGUAUACAUAAGGUGAAUGAAGGGGGAAUGAAACCAAAACAACUAAUCCUACAAGUCCUCCUUACCUCUACAUUUCUUUUUCUUUCCUCCGCAGGGGAAAUGUAUGCCUAACUCGGCUUUAGCUCCUUUAUUUUAAUCAGGAGGAAACAUUUUUAUGAUGGAGUGGAAAACCUCAGAGAGCCUUUGUAGAAGUGAAAUUACCUGCUUCAUUUUGAAAGUAAAACCUCAGAACUGAGAUGUCAAACUCAAACCACUGAUGUAUCGGUUCAUGAUAAAUGCUCAUAUUGACAGUCUCAGCUUUUGUCUGUGUUUUGUUUGGUUUUAGCUGAUGUGGGCAGCUGUUCCCGAGGAGUGCAACAUGACAGAACAUAUGUGCCUUGUACAGAAUAACUCGCAAUGCAUUUGAAAUUAACACUUAUAAGUGGUUCCCUCUCAGAUCGUUGUAAUUAAUGCUUAGUUGACAAAAAAUUAACUUAAUGCAUAAUAUGCAUGUAAUAUCCUCACCGGUGCUCAGGGGAAUGAAACCAAUUGAUCAAGCUAGGCUCUUUCUAUCUCAAUGUGAAGCACAUAUAGAUAAGUUGUUGUUGUGAUUGCAAAUCAUUUGAAUGUUCCAUUUUAGCUUUCUGCUUGUCUGAUUUUACUGUUUUUCUUUAUUUGCACAGACUUUCAUGCACUAUUAGUCUUUUUCACCGAGCUCAUUCACAGAUUUGACUACCAAACAAUUUGUACAUCAAGAAAGUUGAAAUGAGGUGCACCUGUUUUUUUUUUCCUCUCCAAUGUGUGUGUGCCUAUGCAUAUGUGGAUGCCCUUUGUAUACAAUUACUCAAAUAUGUGUUUUGUUUCCUAGGUGCUACUAAUAAAGCGCUCAAAAAGAUACAAAGCACCUAUUUGAAUAAUUGUACGCUCGCACACACAUGCACAAACAUGCACACACGCUCAGAUACAAAUCCAUACAUAACACAUUCUGACAACAACAUGCACACCAAUCCCAGUCCUUGCCUCUCCUCUCCUGCUCCGCUCCAGGGAGCAGAUGUUUGGGGACAGCUUACAGCCUCAGCGAAUUUCUAUGUACAAAGCAAACAGGCGCACUCAGCACUUCUGGCUGCAAAGGGAAAUUUGCUCUUGAAAGCACGGGAGGAGUGAGGGAGGGGGGCUUUGAGUCAAUGUAAGGUAUCGUGGGGUUGAGAGAGGAGGGGGUGAAAGGGUGAGAAGGGGUGCAUGUAGAGGUGAAAGUGUGUCAAGUGUGUUGCACGGGAAAAUUUCCUGUUUCCUGUUUUGUAUGUUGGCGCAACAUCACGUACAUUAUAUAGUAUCUCUGUUGCACCAUGCAGCAUCAAAACCAAUCAAGCAAGGUGGCCCCUGCUACAUACCUGAUUGUAUGCAGUCUCGGUGACCUCUCCCAAGCAGCUCUGUCUUCUCACUAGUUUGGAUUGCCCUUUCAAAAGUUGCAGACAAGCAUAAAGUGAAGGGAAUAGAGGCAAAACAAGGGGAUGUGCCUUCACCGAGUUUGCUGAUACUGCACAUGAGAUAACCUAGGAGCAGCUAUGCUAAUGAUGCCAUUGAUAUAAUCCACUGAUUUAAUGGCACUUGCCCUGUGAUGGUAUGCUGCAUAUUUGUGCCCUCAGGAAAAUUGCUUUAUUGCUUUUAUAAAAUUCCUUCCUCAAGCUGA